This is a messenger RNA of Vollenhovia emeryi, 2646 nucleotides long. RefSeq lists its product as uncharacterized. NCBI's taxonomy places the organism in Eukaryota, Metazoa, Arthropoda, Insecta, Hymenoptera, Formicidae. The record is from RefSeq and is a predicted model, not a curated record. Bases 1 to 1962 code for a protein of 653 amino acids. The transcript has 10 exons.
AUGGAGAAUGCUGCGGUCCGAGCUCCGCAACGGAGCCUCAUUAAAAUAAUCCACUCGCCACAUGACAUAACAAAAUUGUAUAUUAUUAUAAAAUAUAGAAUUAAAAUAUAUAUUCUCCAAUUAGUAGAGAGAACGAAGGACACCGAUACCAUUGCAUCGGCACUAGAUUUUUCUUCAUUAUAUUCAGCUAUACAACACGAUUACGAGGGGGACAAUAUUUCGAAUAUAAUGUCAGUACUGCACAUGUAUCAACCGAAAGAUGGUAUUAACGCAUAUGAAUGUGUGCUGAGAAAAGUCCAAGAUUUACUAGAUGAUUGUGGUAUCCAAAAAAAGCAGCUACUGCUCUCAAUGAUACCUUCUCCAAACAAUAUACCAGAUCACACGAUUGAAGAAGUGUUUCGUUCAACUACAGGUUUUAUUAAACUCAAUCCGCAAGAAAAUAACACGUUUCAAAAUAUAUUGGAUACUAAAAACAUGGACGGGAUAAGGGAUAGUAUUUCAUCACCAAAGCAAAGUUUUUUAAACGAUAAAAAUGCAACGAAUCUUAAAUCGUCGCUUUCCGAAGCUUUUCCUUUCCGAGGUUUUUCCAAGAGUGAAAUUUCUAUGAUUCCCAGUCAUAUAAAAAACGCAGAUUUAUCCAGUUAUCAUCUGAAUGAUAAUCCAAAGAGUUGGCAGGAGAAAAAUAAUAAAUAUCAAACGUUGUCUUAUCAACAAUAUCUGCUUAAUAAGAAAUAUUAUGUAUCGGCUAGAAUUAAUAUGUAUAAUACGACUGGUGAAUCACAUCUUUGUCACUCGUCUCAGACGGGAUAUCAGGGUACGAGCUCUACGAAAAUGUGUAAUAAAACUGAGAUAACAGGAAACUUGUGGCAAAAUAAGAUUCCCCAACAAUUGAACGAUGUUAAAUACGAAUGUAAAAAAUAUGAAUAUGCAUUUGACAAGGAUGAAAAUUCUGGCAUUUCAUAUAUGAUAAUCGAUGCCGGUCAAGAUGCAACAAUUAAACAGAAACUUAAAAGUGAUAUACAUAAAAUGGAUGUGUGUUGGGACGAAGAUCAAAAUAUUAUCGUGAAUGCGGACGACCUCUUACCAACAGCGCGCGAUAAACUGAAAACGAGCUUAAAUAACUUUUUAAAGCGAGCCCAAGAAGGAAUUUUCGUUGAAUUGUCGGGCUUUCCACGCAUCAAGUCGCAUCCACAGAUAAACUCCUUGAAUAUGGUAUAUUUCACACCAAAAGAACUAAAAUCUGGAACACCACCAAAAGUUUUAGAACAAGAUUUUACAUCCAAUGUCUCAAGCAGCGACAGCAACAACUGCUUACUUUUAAAACAGCAAAAUAUAGAUAUUAACGUGGAAAAAAAUAAGAAAAAAUCGACCAGAAGGACAAAACAGCAAGCUAUUACUUAUGAUAAUGGAUUGCAAACGAAACACAAUUCUCAGGAAUUCAAUAAAGUAACUGAACUGCAAUUGCGACAAAAUAAUUUAGAUUACGAUACAAAAAAGGAAGAAACUGCAUUUGAAUGUAAAGAAAAAAAUACGGAAGAAUUACAUUAUGGGUGCGAAAUAGAAGAAUCAGAAUCGGAUAAUGUAACGUCAGAUAACAAUUUUCAAGCUCGCUCAAUGUUUCAACUAGCUGCAGACAAGAAACGAUAUUACGACACAUUAUUGAGUGUUCAGAGAACGAAAGUUGCAAUAUCGAAUUCUUUAGCAUCUCCCUCGGGUCAUUUAACAGCCUAUGAUGAUCCGUAUUAUUCGAAUUACAUGUGCCGGCAGCAACACCUGCCUCACCAUCAGCGUCAUUUGAUAGCGAAGCCGCAAUUUUCGACGUGUCCGGCGGAUCUAUCCGGAUUAUCGAGCGUAAACUGUGAUCGAUACAGUUGGACGAGAUCCAUCUGUAAAUAUUUAUUACUAAAGCAACUGAGACUUCAACGGCAGACUUCGCCUUCGUACGCCCAAACUCGAAGGUAAGCUAAAUUACGUGUUCAACAAUCGGAGUACAUCGGAAGUAUGAGUUUUAUGUUCAACACUGCGGUCGAAUUUAUGUGAUAUUUUCUGGGUCUCUUCAAUCUUCAAGCGGCUGGAUUCAUCGCUACGUCGGACAUAUAUAUCCCUAUUUCUCUAUGCUAAUUAGAAGCGAUGAAACAAGGUAUUGCGUACGUCGUAAAAGGUUGGAAGAAGUAGUUGGAAAAUUAAAGGAGACUGAACGCAAUAAUGUCAACAAUUAAGCGAUUCUCCUAAGUUAAUUUGACGAGAAGUUCCAUUGAAGUGUUGCACGCGUAAAUAGUAAUAUUCCUCUUAAUUCCUACGCGAUAUCUUCGAAUAUCAAUUUGAAGAAUUGACAGUAACGACACUAUAUAACAGUGAGGAUAAAAAUAUUGAAAAUUCACGUAAUUAGAUUGAUAUUAUGUAUGUAAGCUCGACAAGCUGGUUCUUAUUCUAAAUGUUCAUCUUUUGUAUUAGCCUUAUCUUCGCGUUGAAAAUAAUCAUUAUGUAUUGACUAUGGAAAAGUUAUCAUAUAUAACGAUUUAUACAUACAUGUUUUCGUUAGACACUUUGGUUUCUCAUAAGGCGUGACUCUUGUGAAGUUCAACUGAUCGCGCAUCAAUUUUGAUAAUUUCGUUUGUAUUUCGGACGAUUGCGUGACAAUGGUUU